Messenger RNA from Lithohypha guttulata, 1659 nucleotides. RefSeq lists its product as uncharacterized. The transcript is spliced from 4 exons. The coding region runs from base 1 to 1659 and encodes 552 amino acids. Lineage: Eukaryota; Fungi; Ascomycota; Eurotiomycetes; Chaetothyriales; Trichomeriaceae. The record is from RefSeq and is a predicted model, not a curated record.
AUGCUUAUGCUCAAUCUUGGCGUUGCUUCACUCCUGGCAGGUAUAGUGGCGAGCGCACCGCCUCAUCAGAAUGUUCAGAGACAAGCUGCGACAACAUCAGCACCGUCGGCAACGAUUGACUCUGGCGUUGUCAUUGGCACCCAGACGUCCAUAGCUGGUGCACCAAGCCCAGUGGUCAAUCAGUACUUGGGAGUGCCAUUCGCAGCGUCCCCUACCAGAUUUGCUCCCGCUCAAAGUGCAACGCCAUGGUCGUCGGCAUAUAUGGCUACGCAGAGAGGCCCCGCUUGUAUCCAGCAAUUCAAUUAUCCGGAGUCAUCUCGAAAUUUCACUAUUGCGGCUUUCAACACCCCAGCUCCUCCUGAGUCAGAAGACUGUCUGAGUGUCAACAUCUUUGUGCCAGCAGGUGCUCAGAAUGGUGGCGGAUUGAAGCCGGUUAUGUUCUGGAUUUAUGGCGGCAGCUUGCAAUUUGGAUACAAUGGGCAAGCUGCAUAUGACGGAAGCAGUUUUGCGGCCAACCAAGACGUGAUCGUUGUGGCCACGAAUUAUCGAACAAAUGUGUUUGGCUUUCCAUCGGCCCCUUCUUUGCCUCUCACAGCACGAAAUCUUGGCUAUCUCGAUCAGCGAUUUUCCCUGAAAUGGGUUCAACGAAACAUACGUUCUUUUGGUGGUGACCCGAGUCGAGUCACCAUAUUUGGUGAAAGCGCUGGAUCGUUCUCUGUCGACUCUCUCGUCACGUCCUUCGGACCCUCUGCACCAGAUGGUCCACCUCCUUUCAAUGCAGCAAUUAUGCAAUCUGGUCAAUCCUCUGUCACGGCAAGACUAGGAGCUGAUUCUUCCAGCUGGACAAGGCUCAUCAGCCAACUAAACUGCACCACAAGUGAUGAUCUUGCAUGUGCCCGAGCAGCACCUGCAACGACGCUGAAGAGCAUUAUCGAAAGAGGUGCUAUCGCGUUUCGUCCAACUCUAGACAACUAUACGCAGCUGCAAUAUCCUGAGGCGGCACGUCGAGCUGGAAACAUCGCUCGAGUUCCCAUCAUGACAGGAACGAACGCUAACGAGGGCAUCCUCUUCACCUUUACGCAGAAUGAUACUGUAGCGUACUUGAGGUCCACCUUGCCAAGUAUAACAGAUGCUCAGAUUCAGGUUAUUCUUUCCGCAUACCCCAUUGGGCAAGCAGGAAUCAGUACCCAGACCGAUCAGAUAGCACGCAUAUAUACUGACGUCGGAUUCCAAUGUCCUUCUGCUAUUGUCGCGAACGACACAGCAUCAGCUAGGAUACCAGCCUGGCGAUAUUAUUACAACGCCACCUUUGCAAACAUUCAGCCGAUACCUGGAGUAAAUUUCGGGCCAUAUCACGCAUCAGAAAUACCGAUAGUGUUUGGCACAUACCCGACAUACAAUAGCCCUGCUAGGGGAUAUGCGACACAGACACAAGCCAGGCUGAGUGAGCUCAUGCAGAAUAUGUGGGCGACGUUCGCGAAGAAUCCAACUGGCGGGCCAGCACCUGGUUGGAAUGGUGUGAUCGGCGGGGGAUUGCAGGUUAUUGGCGGAUUGGGAGGGCUCGAUAGUCAAGGAAGACUGAGGUCAAGUGCGCCAGUGGCUGCUAUCGAUGGUGGUAGAUGUGAGAUCUGGAGAGCUGCUUAUGGUUUAACCUCAUAA